CACAAAAUCGCACGUCACCGGGAACCACACAGAGAAACGCUCUUUCACGACAACAUCACGAACUGUCAGGCCGGGGACAGACAGCAUAAAACGACCAAGCGAACUAUUGAGCAGGACAAAAACAAGGGCGGGCCGCAGUGCGCGUCCGAGGCCUCAAGGCUUGAAGCUUAGAAUCCUCUUGACACACCAGCUACACCGCACAUAUAUAAGGAUAGCAUAUUGCCCGAGCUGAAAUGCUGCUGCCCAAUCCUAAUGCCAGGCGGGCAGCGUGCGCUUAGUAGCUUAGAGCGAGACGCCGUCUUGCUUGGCGACCAUCUUGAUCAGGUCGACGACGCGGCAAGAGUACCCCCACUCGUUGUCGUACCAGGCCACAAGCUUCACAAACUGCGGGUUGAGAGCAAUGCCGGCGCCUGCGUCGAAGAUGGUGGAGCGCGGGUCGGACACAAAGUCCUGGGAGACCAUGGGGAGUUCCGUGUAGCCGAUCACGCCCUUGUGGGUGGUCUCGGAGGCCUUCUUGAUGGCCGCGCAGAUGGCCUCGUAGGUUGUGGGCUUGGAGAGACGGGCCGUGAGGUCAACCACGGACACGUCGGGCGUGGGCACGCGAAAGGCCAUGCCGGUGAGCUUGCCCUUAAGGGAGGGGAUGACCUUGGUCACGGCCUUGGCGGCGCCGGUGGAGGAGGGAAUGAUGUUGACCGAGGCCGCACGUCCGCCGCGCCAGUCCUUCUUGGAGGAGCCGUCCACAACCAUCUGGGUGGCCGUGAAGGAGUGCACGGUGGUCAUGAGUGCCUCCUCGAUGCCGAACUCGUCGUUGACAACCUUGACGAUGGGAGCAAGGCCGUUGGUCGUGCAGGAGGCGCAGGACAGGAUAUCCGCACCCUUGUAGUCGACCUCGUUCACGCCCAUGACAAUGACCUGGGAGUCGUCCUUGGCCGGCGCGGACAUGACCACCUUCUUGGCGCCGCCAUCCAGAUGCACCUGGCACGUGUCCUUAGUCAAAAAGGCCCCCGUGGACUCGCACAGGUAGCUGGCGCCCAGCUUGCCCCAGCCGAUCUCCUCGGGCUUGCGAGUGUGGGUGGUCUUGAUGCGGUGGCCGUCGAUGAUGAUGUCGUCGCCCUCCACGUCCACCUUCCCGUCGAAGCGCCCGUGCACGGAGUCGUACUUGAACUGGUAUGCCAUGUACUCGGCGUCGGCGCCCGUGUUGAUGGCGACAAGGUUGCACUGCGGGUCCUUGACGGCAAUGCGAGCCACCAAGCGACCAAUGCGUCCGAAGCCGUUGAUGCCCAUGGGGACCGCCAUGUGCACGUCGUUGGUGCGUGCGUGCUGCACCGCGUUGAGCUUGAAGGAGGGAGUCACGAAGGCGGAGGCGGAGCCGGCCAGGGCCAGGGCACCGAUGAGGGUGGAUUGCACGGGGGCCAUCUUAUCUGCUGAGCGUGAAAAGUAAGCUGU
Messenger RNA from Nannochloropsis gaditana CCMP526, 1446 nucleotides. RefSeq names its product glyceraldehyde-3-phosphate dehydrogenase. The transcript has a single exon. The record is from RefSeq and is a predicted model, not a curated record. Bases 253 to 1428 code for a protein of 391 amino acids.